Molecule: messenger RNA, 1236 nt
Organism: Anolis carolinensis (green anole)
Lineage: Eukaryota; Metazoa; Chordata; Lepidosauria; Squamata; Anolidae
Exons: 5
Coding region: 1-1236 (411 amino acids)
Biological process (GO): regulation of transcription by RNA polymerase II; cell differentiation
Cellular component (GO): nucleus
Molecular function (GO): sequence-specific DNA binding; DNA-binding transcription factor activity, RNA polymerase II-specific
Source: RefSeq, a predicted model, not a curated record
AUGCACUCAGAGGGGAUGCUCUCACCUUCAAGCUCUUACUGGAUCUCAGGUCUGGCCUUCCCGGACUGGGCCUACAAGGCUGAAUCCAGCCCAGGCUCCCGGCAGAUCCAGCUCUGGCACUUCAUCCUGGAGCUGCUGCAGAAGGAGGAAUUCCGGCAUGUCAUUGCUUGGCAGCAGGGCGAAUACGGGGAGUUUGUCAUCAAAGACCCUGACGAAGUGGCCCGGCUGUGGGGCCGGCGGAAAUGCAAGCCCCAGAUGAACUACGACAAGCUGAGCCGGGCCCUCAGGUAUUAUUACAACAAGCGCAUCCUCUACAAGACUAAAGGGAAAAGGUUCACCUACAAGUUCAACUUCAGCAAGCUGGUCUUCAUCAACUACCCGCUGUGGGGCAUCCCGUCGCCUCCAAGGCCGUGGCUGAUGUGCCGUCCACAUGGAGGGAUCACCAAUGUGCAGGCAGAGAAUGCUAUGCUUGUGCGAAGGGCCUGUGCCAUGGAUCAGCUUUUCCUCCCCAGGAGCAGCCAUGACCUGGGAGACCCUCAAGAGAAGAGAGGAGCAGCCAGUAGUGGCUGUGAGUAUGGCGAUUAUGCCACCCUUCCAAGGAAAUGUUUGAUCUGUUGUUGGAGACUGGCCCGGAGGGGAAGUAAAGGAGAGAAUUCCAAGAGAGCAAUAAAACAAGCCUUUUAUUGUUAUCACAGCUAUGAUAAGGCAAACAGCCGUACAUACCCCAAAGGGCUGUAUCAUGGAAAUGGCUGCCGCCCCAUAACCCAGGAGAGAUUUCAUCCUCCGGCCACCUUCCCCCCAGCCUUGCCCCUUUGUCCACUCUCCUCUUGCCCCCUCUCCAAUCCCUCCUGCUUCUCUGGGCAUUUCUUCCACCGAGGUGCAGCCGUCCCACCUACGGACCAAAGUGGCACAAUGCAAAGCAUCCCAAGCAUUUCCAAAUCCUUUGAACGCAUGGCCGCUCUCCAUCGAAAGCAAACCGAAGCCUCCCCUGGCCUCUCCUUGGUAGCCCGGUGCCACACAGGCAUCCAAGAGGCACUGAAGGAGGCCCAUCAGGAUCCCAGUCCCUUUGCUAUGGUCAAGCCUGAGCCAGCAGCCCAGGCCAGGCCCCGUAGCAAAGGCAAGUUCUUCCUGAGUGACCACAGGGAAGAGGAGGACUCCCUUUGCUCUCCAAAGACAGGUCGCUGGCAAUAUGCUGCCUCCCACGUUGCCCCUGGAUUUAGGCUUGAAACCACCUAA